AUGGCAGACCAAUUGACCGAAGAGCAGAUCGCUGAAUUCAAGGAGGCAUUCUCCCUCUUUGACAAGGACGGUGAUGGCACCAUCACAACCAAGGAGCUGGGCACCGUCAUGCGCUCCCUUGGUCAGAACCCUACCGAAGCUGAGCUUCAGGACAUGAUCAACGAGGUUGACGCCGAUGGAAAUGGCACAAUCGACUUUCCUGAAUUCUUGACCAUGAUGGCACGGAAAAUGAAGGACACUGACUCUGAAGAGGAAAUCAAGGAGGCAUUCAAGGUCUUUGACAAGGACGGCAACGGUUUCAUUUCCGCCGCAGAGCUCAGGCACGUCAUGACCAACCUUGGGGAGAAACUUACGGACGAGGAAGUCGACGAAAUGAUUCGCGAAGCUGACGUCGACGGUGACGGACAAAUCAACUAUGAGGAGUUCGUGAAGAUGAUGAUGUCCAAAUAA
Spizellomyces punctatus DAOM BR117 is the source of this 450-nucleotide messenger RNA. RefSeq names its product calmodulin. Gene Ontology annotation, biological process: spindle pole body organization. The coding region runs from base 1 to 450 and encodes 149 amino acids. Gene Ontology annotation, cellular component: central plaque of spindle pole body. The record is from RefSeq and is a predicted model, not a curated record. The transcript has 3 exons. Gene Ontology annotation, molecular function: calcium ion binding; enzyme regulator activity. Lineage: Eukaryota; Fungi; Chytridiomycota; Chytridiomycetes; Spizellomycetales; Spizellomycetaceae.